AUGUACCAGCACACCCUGGCUUUCAUGUUUGCUGUAAAGGAGAUCAAUGAAAAUCAUCAGCACUUGCCCAACCUCACCCUGGGCUUCCACAUCUAUAACAGCCAUUUCGUUGCAAACUGGAUCUAUCUCGCCUCAAUGGAACUUCUCUCCACAUGGGGCAAAUUCAUCCCUAACUACAAGUGUGACGUCCAGGAUAAUGUAGUAUCUGUCAUCGGGGGUCCUAACUCAGAUGUGAGUCUCUACAUGGCAGACAUCCUAUUCAUUUACAAGGUUCCACAGCUCGGAUAUGGCUCUGUUCCAGUGAUGAAUGACCAAACUCAAGAAGUUUUCUUCCAAGGUAUGUUCCCCAAAGGAGAUCACCAGUACACAGGCAUGCUCCAGUUGCUGCUGCUCUUUAAGUGGACCUGGAUUGGCGUAAUUUCUGUACAUUUCAGUGGAGAAGAGUUUGUACAGAAUGUGCUCCCUGACUUUUCUCAGAGAGGAAUCUGCUUUGACUUUAUAGAAACAUUUCCAACAGUGUAUUUUAACACUGGUAUUGCUGAAAUGGUGGCAGAGUGGACGAAAACAUACCAGCUUAUUAUGAGUAGUACUGCCAGUGUUGUGAUUGUACAUGGUGAAAUUCACACAAUGAUAUUUCUGAUAAUGUUUCCGGCAGUUUCAGAAACUUUUGACAUACCAGUGAAGACAAAAGUCUGGAUAAUGACUGCCCAGAUGGAGUUCACAUCAGUUCCCUUUCAAAGAUAUUGGGACAUAGAUAUCAUCCAUGGUGCUCUAUCCUUAGCGAUUCACUCAAAGGAUGUGAUAGGAUUCCAGAAUUUUCUUCACAACAGAAACCCUACUUCAGAUAAAGAAGAUGGUUUUCUCCGGGACUUCUGGCAACAGGCAUUUCACUGUGUUUUUCCAGACACUGAGGUAGAAAAGCAGAAUGAGAAAAUCUGCACUGGGGAAGAGAAAUUGGCGAGUCUUCCUGCUUCCGUUUUUGAAAUGAGCAUGACCAGCCACAGCUACAGUGUCUACAAUGCUGUCCAUACUGUGGCACAUGCUUUUCAAUCCAUGCAUUCAUUGGCAUCCAAACGUAGAGCAAUGGUGGAUGGGGUGAGGCGGGAACUUCUGAAUCAACAGCCAUGGCAGCUUCACCACUAUUUGAGAAAGGUAUCAUUUAACAACAGUUCUGGAGACAAAAUUUCCUUUGAUGAAAAUGGGGAAUUAGUAGCUGGUUUUGACAUUAUCAACUGGGUCACAUUUCCAAACCAGUCCUUUCUUAGAGUCAAAAUUGGAAGAAUUGAUCGCAUUGCUCCCAAAGACAAAAUGUUAAGCAUUUCUGUGGAUGGCAUUGAAUGGCCCAGAAGAUUUAACCAGGUUCAGCCACUUUCUCUGUGCAACGACGUUUGCCCAUUGGGUUACAGUAAGACAAAGAAGGAAGGGAAUCCAUUUUGCUGUUAUGAUUGCAUUCCAUGCCCAGAAGGGAAGAUUUCAAAUCAGAAAGAUAUGGAUAACUGUGAUGAAUGUCCAGAAGAUCAUUAUCCAAACAAGCACCAGGAUUUGUGCAUUCCCAAAGAUAUCAGCUUUCUGACUUAUGAAGAACCAUUGGGGAUCAGUUUAGCAAUUGUGGCUCUUUUCUUUUCUGCCAUCACAAUUUUGGUCCUUUGGAUCUUCAUUAAGCACAAGGACACGCCCAUAGUCAAAGCCAACAACCGAAACCUCACCUUUGCUCUCCUUAUCUCCCUUCUGCUCUCCUUCCUUUGUGCCUUGCUAUUCAUCGGCCGACCUGAGAAGGCGACUUGUCUCCUUCAACAAACUGCUUUUGGUAUCAUCUUUUCAGUGGCCGUUUCUUGUGUUUUGGCCAAAACCAUCACUGUGGUUCUUGCUUUCAUGGCCACCAAGCCGGGAUCCAGAAUGAGGAGAUGGGUGGGAAAAAGACUGGCUAAUUCCAUUGUCCUUUCCAGCUCCUUUACUCAAGUCACUAUUUCUGCAGUUUGGCUAUCACUAUCUCCGCCAUUUCCAGAUUUUGAUGUUCAUUCAAUGCCUGAAGAAAUUAUACUGGAAUGUAAUGAAGGUUCAGUUGUAAUGUUCUACUGUGUCCUGGGCUUUAUGGGUUUCCUGGCCAUUGUUAGCUUCACGGUGGCUUUCCUAGGCAGGAAGUUACCUGACAGUUUUAACGAAGCCAAAUUUAUCACCCUUAGCAUGUUGGUCUUCUGCAGUGUCUGGCUGUCCUUUGUUCCAACUUAUCUGAGCACAAAAGGAAAAUACAUGGUGGCUGUGGAGAUCUUCUCCAUCCUGUCCUCCAGUGCUGGUUUACUGGGCUGUAUUUUUCCUCCCAAGUGCUAUAUCAUUCUGUUAAGGCCUGAGUUAAAUAACAGGCAGCAGCUAAUGAGAAGACAGAAUUAA
This is a messenger RNA of Elgaria multicarinata webbii, 2388 nucleotides long. RefSeq names its product vomeronasal type-2 receptor 26-like. Gene Ontology annotation, cellular component: plasma membrane. The coding region runs from base 1 to 2388 and encodes 795 amino acids. The transcript is spliced from 5 exons. Gene Ontology annotation, molecular function: G protein-coupled receptor activity. Gene Ontology annotation, biological process: G protein-coupled receptor signaling pathway. The record is from RefSeq and is a predicted model, not a curated record. NCBI's taxonomy places the organism in Eukaryota, Metazoa, Chordata, Lepidosauria, Squamata, Anguidae.